AAUUUUGAUUUUUGCGGUACAACUGUGACAGUGACAAUUUGUGUCGUGUUUGGUUUCGGUGAGAUACGUAUCUCAAGAUCGACGGUCUAAUCUCUGCAUAAAUCCACCCUAUAUAGUCUACUUCCCGCUUAUAUAAACGGGAAGUGAUACAUAUGUAUCACUGACAUUUAAGUAUCAGUCGUGUGCACACGACAAUGAUUCUGGUGUAACUGACAAAUAUGACAGUCUUCGAUCGAUAUUUGGCAAGGAAUAUAAGCAUUAACUUGUUAGUUUUACGCUUUUCUUGGACUUAGCUGAUGAUUAAGAACUUCGCCUUAGCUGCCAAUUUUGGGGAAAAUUUGGCACAUUUUGGGGAAGCCGCUAUAGUAAAUUUAGGGGAAAUGGCACAAAACCUCCCAAAUUCCCUUUUAACCUUGGUGAAGGUCAUUUGACUUCAGCAGUUUCCCUAAAAGUUCCCCAAAAUUGGAAGCUCGGGUCUGUUCUAAAUGAAAUACUUGCUCUUAUCAACAUUUGACAUGCCUGUAGGCAUGUCUCGAUUGUCACAAAGCAGCAGAUUCAAAUGGAAUAUUCGAAUGAUAGUAUGCGAAAAUUUUCGAAAACACCCGGGGAAGCCACAUAUUCCCAUUAUCAGUGACGGAUGUGAUUUUGUUCAGUGAAACAUCAAAAACAUUCACAAUGUCUGAGCUCCGCGUCGCUGAAAUAUCUGAAGAUACUGCAGAUAACCUAAAAAAGUUCAAAUUUCGAAAAUCCCAGAACACAGUUGCCCUCAUAUUGAAAAUUGAUAAAGAAGCUUUGAAAAUCGAACCAGAACAAAUACUUGAAGAUAUUACACUUAACAAUCUCAAAGAUUCUUUACCGUACCAUCAACCAAGAUAUAUUCUUUUAAGUUACCGUUAUGAAAAGGAGGAUGGUCGAGUAACAUUUCCAUACUGUCUAUUAUUUUCAACUCCAAUGGGUUCUGCUACUAACCUGAAGAUGAUGUAUACCACAAGUCUUACAAAUCUGAUGCAUAAAAGCGGAGUUACGAAGGUUUUUGAGCUCAGAGACCUGGAAGAACUUUCGGAUGAAUGGUUACAAGAAAACCUGGAUCGCACAACUUGAGUUAAUAAAUUGACCUUCAGAUCCAAUUUUGUUAAUUUUUUUACAUAAAUUGAAAUCCAUGUUAUAUUUUAUUCUCUUGUAUCGACGCGGAAUAUAGAAAUAGAUUAGAAGUAAAAGUACACGCUGUAACAGAAACCUAUUUAUUUGGUAAGAAUAUUUCAGUUACCAAGCUUCGUUAAUUACUUCGCAAAACUUUUCUGCUCGAUGCCAAAAACUCCUUAUGACUAUCCAGUGUAUGGAAUCGAUCGUUAAGUGGUUAUCAUACAUGAUGCUUACUCCUAUACUUUCCCCCAGUCAGGUUUCAUAAGUAGUAGUCCCAAAAGCUCUCCG
Molecule: messenger RNA, 1431 nt
Organism: Schistosoma curassoni
Lineage: Eukaryota; Metazoa; Platyhelminthes; Trematoda; Strigeidida; Schistosomatidae
Source: the annotation of a GenBank genome assembly